AUGCGUUUCUCUAUCAUUGUUCUCUGCCUCUCGGCCGUUAUGCCUGCUGUUAUUGCUGCCCCGGUGGCUGAUGGUGCUGUUGUGGAUGGGACCGUUGAGCAAAUCGGCGAUGAGAUCUGGAUUACGAAGCGCUGCUGCAUCCUCUGCGACAAUGGCAACCGCUGUGGCUCAAAUGGUGUUCCGAUGUAG
Aspergillus ibericus CBS 121593 is the source of this 189-nucleotide messenger RNA. RefSeq lists its product as uncharacterized. Lineage: Eukaryota; Fungi; Ascomycota; Eurotiomycetes; Eurotiales; Aspergillaceae. The transcript has 2 exons. Bases 1 to 189 code for a protein of 62 amino acids. The record is from RefSeq and is a predicted model, not a curated record.